Molecule: messenger RNA, 7226 nt
Organism: Etheostoma spectabile (orangethroat darter)
Lineage: Eukaryota; Metazoa; Chordata; Actinopteri; Perciformes; Percidae
Gene: pnpla7a
Product: patatin-like phospholipase domain containing 7a
Exons: 36
Coding region: 129-4172 (1347 amino acids)
Biological process (GO): lipid metabolic process
Cellular component (GO): endoplasmic reticulum
Molecular function (GO): phosphatidylcholine lysophospholipase A1 activity
Source: RefSeq, a predicted model, not a curated record
AUAUGGGCGGGGCUAAGCAAGUGACAGGCAGCAUACAGAAAACUUUGUUAGCUACCUGCUAACUAUGCUCCAUCGUAUGUUUGGCAAUGUUACUAGCUUGACGCAGGAAAUCAACAGUCUUCAAAAAGAUGGACUGCCAUGGAGAGGAUGAUGGAGAAUUGUGCAGAUGGAUGAGUUCAGUGCUGGUUAACAGCAAAAAUGACAUCAGAGCACGAGUGCAACAGUUUGUGGAGGAGAGGAUGCAGACCACCAUGCUCACAGGUGUGCUGAUUGGCGCUGCAGUCGCAAUCUCACUAAUUGGGAUUGUAGUACUCUUCCUUUACAGGAGAUUCAAGCUUGCUCGUGAACAGCAGCCUGGUGUACCUCAGUAUCGCUUCAGAAAACGAGAUAAAGUGCUCUUCUAUGGAAGGAAGAUGAUGCGAAAGGUACAGACGCUGUCCUCCAUUCCUCCUUCCACCUCUACCUCAGUAUCAAAGCAACCGCAGCGCAUACGCAAAAGAACCAAAGUUCUAAGCAUAGCUCGCAAAAUCCUGAGGAUCCGCAAAGAUCCUCCCACCCUGCAGCCUAAGGAACCUCCUCCUUCCCUGCUGGAGGCUGACCUGACAGAGUUUGAUGUGCAGAGCUCAAACCUGCCCUCCGAGGUCCUCUAUAUGCUGAAGAAUGUCAGGGUCUUGGGUCAUUUUGAGAAGCCCCUGUUCCUAGAGCUGUGUCGUCACAUGGUGUUUAUCGAGCUGCAGGAGGGUGAAUGUCUGUUCAGGCCCGGAGACGAUGACGAUAGCAUCUAUGUGGUCCAGGACGGUCGACUGGAGCUCUGCAUCCAUGAGAACGAUGGUACAGAACCAGUGGUGAAGGAUGUGGCCCCAGGAGACAGUGUCCACAGCCUGCUCAGUAUUUUGGACACAAUCACUGGUUAUCCAGCUCCAUAUAAGACUGUAUGUGCACGGGCUGCAACUCGCUCCACCAUCUUACGUUUACCUGCAUCAGCCUUUGAGUCAGUGUUUAAGAAAUACCCAGAGACACUUGUUCGCGUCAUUCAGAUAAUCAUGGUGCGCCUCCAGCGAGUCACCUUCUUGGCAUUACAUAACUAUCUGGGCCUAACAACUGAGCUCUUCAAUCCGGAGAGUCAGGUGGUACCCUUGUCCAAUAUAAACAGUGUGAUGGGAGAGGCAACUUCUGGGAAGAUCACUCGUCGUCUGUGCUUCCAGGACGAGUUACACGCUGGGACCAUCGAGAGCCCCACAGAGACAGAUGGCGUAAAGGACAGUUCUCCAAACAGCUACAGGAAGCCGCGAUCCAUCUCGAUGCCCACUGCCGACUGCACAGGUAAUGACCUGAACAUGGCUUGUGAACGAGCUCGAGUCACUAUAGAUGAGGCUCCAUCCAGUCCUGUCACUCUCAAAUCCAAUCUAAAGAAGAGUGUGACAAUGCAGCACACACCCACUGAAGUGUUUCACUACACAGACAGUGGGGGGCACUCUGAUGCCAUCCACCUUAGUAAGAGCUGCACAAUCCUCCAGGCUGCUAAGAAGGACCUGCUGGGAAUCAUCCAGCUACAGGACCCCAGUCUACUUGAGGGCAGAGUGACACUCCAUCAAGUCAAAGCUGGUUCUGUGGUGGCUCGUCAGGGAGACCAGGAGGUGAGCAUCCAGUUUGUGAUCUCUGGCCUCCUUCAUGUUUACCAGCGGAUGAUUGACCGUGAAGAAGAGACACGUCUGUUUGUGACGCACCCCGGAGAGCUUGUUGGUCAACUCGCUGUCCUGACCGGAGAACCCCUCAUAUUUACUGUUCGAGCCCAGCGAGACUGCAGCUUCCUCUCCAUUUCCAAAACCCACUUCUAUGAGAUAAUGCGUGUGGAGCCAAAGGUAGUGUUGAACGUCGCUCACACAGUGGUGAGGAGGAUGUCAUCUUUUGUCAGACAGAUAGACUUUGCUCUCGACUGGAUGGCUGUGGAAGCUGGCAGGGCGGUGUACAGGCAGGGAGAGAAAUCCGACAGUACUUUCAUAGUGCUGAGUGGUCGACUGCGCUCUGUAAUCUUGAAGGAAGAUGGCAAGAAGGAGCUGAUAGGAGAGUACGGACGCGGUGACCUGAUUGGAGUGGUGGAGAGCUUGACCCAUCAGAACAGAGCCACCACAGUGCACGCUGUACGAGACUCUGAACUGGCCAAGUUACCAGUAGGAGCUCUCAGCUCCAUCAAGAGGAAGUUCCCACAGGUUGUAACCAGGUUGAUCCAUUUACUUGGACAGAAGAUCCUCCAGCAGGUUAAUGGUCCUCUGACAGCUCGCAGUUUGGCCGUUCGCACUCCUGGCAGUAAGUGGGAUGUAGGGAACCCAGCCUCCAACCUCUCCACUGUGACAGUCCUGCCUGUAUCAGAAGAUGUACCUCUCACCGCCUUCACCCUGGAGCUGCAGCAUGCACUCAUGGCAAUAGGUCCCACUCUUCUGCUGACCAGUGAUACUAUCAAACAGCGACUUGGAUCUGCAGCACUAGACAGUGUCCAUGAGUACCGACUGUCUAGCUGGCUGGGCCAACAAGAAGACCUACAUCGCAUAGUUCUUUACCAGACGGACUACACACUGACCCCGUGGACACAGCGGUGCAUCCGUCAGGCCGACUGCAUCAUCAUUGUGGGACUAGGAGAGCAGGACCCUGCUGUUGGGGAGCUAGAGCGUAUGUUGGAAGGAAGUGCAGUGCGUGCCCAGAAGCAGCUAGUGCUGUUGCACAAAGAAGAUGGCCCCCCACCCAAAGGAACUGUGGACUGGCUAAACAUGCGAAGCUGGAUCUCCAGGCACCUCCACCUCUCUUGUCCCCGAAGGGUCUUCUCUAGGAGGAGCCUGCCCAAACUGUUGGAGCUAUAUCAACGUGUGUUUGAGAAGCCAGCAGACCGUCACUCAGACUUCUCCCGCCUGGCCCGCGUUCUCACGGGCAAUGCUAUUGCUCUCAUCCUGGGAGGAGGAGGGGCCAGGGGUUGUUCACAGGUGGGGGUAAUGCGAGCUCUCUGCGAGGCCGGUAUCCCAGUGGACCUCAUUGGUGGCACCUCCAUUGGUUCCCUGAUGGGGGCACUUUAUGCCGAGGACCGUAGCCACAGCCGCAUGAGGAUGAGGGCCAAAGAAUGGGCAAUGGAAAUGACAUCAGUGUUUAAGAAGGUUUUGGAUUUGACGUACCCAAUCACCUCCAUGUUUUCCGGUGCUUCCUUCAACUCCAGCCUCAGCAAUGUCUUCAAUAGCAAACAGAUUGAGGACCUGCGGAUCCCGUAUUUCAAUAUUACAACUGACAUCACUGCCUCUGCCAUGAGAGUACACACUGAUGGUUCUCUGUGGCGGUAUGUUCGAGCCAGCAUGUCUUUGUCUGGGUAUCUGCCUCCUCUCUGCGACCCCAAAGAUGGACACCUGCUGAUGGAUGGAGGCUACAUCAACAACUUGCCAGCGGAUGUGGCGCGCUCCAUGGGGGCUAAAGUGGUGAUAGCUAUUGACGUGGGUAGCCGAGAUGAAACCAACCUCACUAAUUAUGGCGACUCACUCUCAGGCUGGUGGCUGCUAUGGAAACGCCUCAACCCCCUAGCUGAGAAAGUAAAGGUGUUAAACAUGGCAGAGAUUCAGACUCGGCUGGCCUACGUGUGCUGCGUUAGGCAGCUGGAGUCUGUGAAGAGCAGCGACUACUGCGAGUAUAUCAGACCUCCAAUCGACAGAUACGGAACACUGGAGUUUGGCAAGUUUGAUGAGAUUGCUGAAGUGGGAUACCAGCACGGAAAGACUGUGUUUGACGUGUGGAUUCGCAGUGGAGUGGUGGAGAAAAUGUUGAAAGACCGACACCAGGAGGAGUUCUUCAAAACCCAAAGCAAGAACAAUGUGGUGACGUGUCCCAAUGCUUCCUUUACUGACCUGGCAGAAAUUGUGUCCCGUAUCGAGCCUGUCAAACCGGCUCAGGCUGCUGAGGAGUCAGACUACCACACUGACUAUGAAGAGGAGGCAGUGGAGAGCGCUCUAUCUGACAUGGAGCUAUACAGUCGCUAUGGAGAGCACACUGAAGGGGAGGAGACUGCUGACACGGAUGAAGAGCUGGAAGGGAGAAGUGCGGGCCACAUUACCUCACUCACCAGCAGCCACCCCCAGUCUUCCACCGUCUCGGACAGUCCGUCAAACCAGGAAAUCCUUUCCAAACAGUCCGUUAAGUGAAGACGGGUCUAAUGAACUCUGCCCGAUCAGGUCAUCACAAUUUAACCUUCCUGUCUUUAACCCUCCAGUCUGUCCCACAUUAUGACUCAAAACCUGUCCCCUGCCGCUACGACUGUCAGCGCAUGACCAUUUUGCCCUCUGUAACGUGGCCUCGUUAGCUGUGUGGUUGACAUAACAAAUGGACGGCCCCUUUUAAAAUAACGAAAUACAGGCAGCUAGGAUCACAUUUACUCAGCUGCAAAUCCUAUGCAUUCCUAUUAUACAGCCACAAGUCUAAUUAUUUCUCAUAUUGAGAUAGUCGGGUGUACUCUCUGUAGCUUUACAUGAAUCAGUCCAGUGGAAGAUGGGUUAAGAUCUAGUAUUUCCAUGAAAUAUUUAUUUCAUGAAACUAGGUGAAAACAAUGAUCAAUCUGUAGACGGAUUUGAGUUAGUUAAAGAGUCAGUUCACCUAAAUUCCUAAAUAACACUCCUGUUAUCUAGACAUGCAGAUAGUUUUGAUAUGAUUUUGACACAUAUUUCUGCCACAGACUGUUCAAAGUUUAUGCCAAAAAAAUUCAACGAAGAAAAACACUAAAUGUUUUUUUUGUCUUCUAAACAUUCACACCUUUUCAGACCACUAAAGAUAUGAAAGAAAACAAGGCAGAUUCCUUCAUUGAUGGGGUCACGAAUAUAUAUAUUACUUUGUUUUAAGGUGCCAAAAAUGUCGGGGAAACACAGCUCUGAGUAAUCUGCAUCGGAACUGACUCCUCAGUAGAAAGUAGACCCAGUGCAAAUUGUUGACAGUGAGGUCUGUGGUAGUAUGAGCACCACAAGCAAGGUCCAUUCACCUCACUUGUAUUUAAAGCCACCAAAAUCUCAGAAACUUGGGCAAAUAACACCAAAACUAUCUACAUGGCUAGAUACCCCUAGAGAGGUAAGUAUGACAAAAACGCUUUAUCAACGCUUUUACACCACUUUAUCUGGUACACUUGUACAAUCUGCCAUAACAUCUAUCUUUACAAAGACAUUGUCAGAAAUGUGUAAAUACAUUUUUAUGAUGUGUUUAUUACUGAGGUCAUAGUUCAAGGUGGUGGUGUGCUGGACUGCAUUAAAUUGGAAGGUGUUUCUAAUUGUUUUCCAUCCUACCUAUUGACAAACAUGACUGGGCCAGAAUAUUCAAAACACCCCUAAAAGGUAAUGCAGCCCAGUUAUCGCUACCUAAGACCUCAAUGUUAAAACAGAAUUUUCACCUUUUAUGACAAUGUUAAAGAAAACAACUAAUUAUAGGCUUCGUUAAAGUACACUUUAUUGGCAGAACAGUUGUAUUGGAUUGCACAUUGUACCUAAUAAAGUUGCAUUAAAGUAUUGCAUUAAGUUUUGAACCUAUCAUGUAAUGUUUUAUACACUCGGUCUGUGUUCUGAUUCACAGAAAGAUAGCAAAACAAGCAGUAAUGGCCUCUAUGGCCACGGCUGCCCAGUGUACCAGGAACAGAGGGAAGUAAUGAUAGCAAUCCACUUCAAAGCACUAGUUUCCCUCUCAGCUUGGAAAAGAACUCUGAAGCUCCACUCACCACAAUAUACGGUAGUUCAAUGAAAGGGGCUAAAAGCAGAAGGGACAGUUCUUCACAAGAACAUGUAACUCGUCUAGAAAUGUUUUCAAUUCUUUCUUCUUUUUUUCUUCCAGUGAUUUGGAUCUAAAUGUCUUUUGAAACUGCCAUUAAGAUAAUCAGAUUUCUGUUGGAUUAUUGCAUACUUAGUUUUAUAGUCAAAAGUGAAUACAUAUUCACAUUUAAGCCAAUAAUGUGUACAACCUAAGCCCUGGAUGAUUUUAUGCACAAGUCACAACAGCUGGACAAUCACUCCAGCAACACAAUGCACAAAUACACUAACCAAUCGUUUUAAUGUAUAGCCUUGUGACACUUCAGAGUUAACCUUAACUUAAAUUAUUGAUAAGUGUGAUAUUUAUUCUUUUCAUUUUCGAAUAAUGUGAUCUUUAGUCUCCCAAUUGGCAGAUUCAUAUUUUGGUCUAUAUAAUGUCAAUGUCAACAUUUCUUAGAGCUCAAGGGGACUUCUUUUAAUUGUUUUUGUCUGACCAACCGUCCAAAACCCAAAGAUAUUCAGUAUACUAAAACAAAGCCUCACAUCUGAGAAACUGGAACCAUCAAAUGUUUGGCAUUUUUGCUUGAUGAAUGAAUUACACAAUAAAUUGAGAAUCAAACUCCGUAGUAUUCUGUUGAUUGACUAAUCAGCCCUAAUAGCCUUAUAACCAGAGCCCUAACAACAUUGCAUUAAAACAUUUUUGUUUUAAUGUUUUUAUGACCAAAAUCUAUACUAAGUGGGGACAUUUUUGUUAAUAAACCUCUCUGUGUUCCCUGGCAGACAAACUAUGUAAAAGUGAUUAUACUUUGAUUGUACGACACAUGAUAAAAUACAAAUAUACCUGCAAUAAGAUCAUAUCAACCGGCCAAUUUAUCCGUCAGGCUCUAAUCAUUAGAUUAUCAUUGCAACUUUUUAUGAUUUUAUUGUCUUCCCACUUGAUAUAGCACCCUGCGAGCCUCACCAUAUGAAGCUGUGAUCUCAGCUAAUACUGGUACUACAGUGCCUGCUGCCAUACAUGUGUAAACAGUAGGAGAAACCCUGUGAGGAUAAACACUAUGGGGUUGCCAUAUGGUUUGGUUAAAUGAAGUCUGGACACAGAAUGUGUGAGUAAGGUGGAGAGGGAAACGUUUACUAAUGUAUUAAUGGGCUUUGCACUGGUGUUUUCUUUUGUACUUUUGGGCGUUUUCCAAAAACCGAACACAAUGCAUUUAUGUCUGGCAGAAUGAAUGUUUCGCUACUUUAUUAAAUUGGACAUGGUAUUGUGUGGAUGAAGUGCUUAUGUAAUGUGUGAAAUGUGCCAUGAAGUUAAUGUUACAAAGCCUUAGAUGACCCAUCCAGAAAAAACAUUGGUGUACAAUGAUGAAUGUUUGCCUGUUAGCCUGUACUGUAGGCCAUCAGUUAUUUGUCAAUAUUUAUGUUACUUGAAAAAUAUAGUUUUUGAUAAUUGUUACUAAUAAACCACUGUUUGCUGUAGUA